GCCCCAGCCCAGCAGCACAGUGGGAGGACUAUCCCAUGCCAGGACUUGUGGCGGCUGCAGCGGCUAGCAGCCUCGACUGACUGGAGGAAGUGUGUUGGGGGUUGAGGGGAGCAGAGCAGCAGUUCAGGAACAGAGCAGAGCUUCCAUUUUAACACGGCCAGCAGCAGCCAACAGCCAGUAGUAGGAGCCAGCAGCAACAGCCUGGGAGGGAGCAACAGUGGGGGCAGCAGAGCCGGAACAAAGUGAGCUCACAGAAGAAGUGCCUCUAAUCACCCUGCAACCGCAUUCCAGCACGGGAGAGCCAGUCAGCUUCCUCUAAGCCUGUGUGACGGGCUGAGAGCUGUUUUACUCCUCUUCACCUGGACUGGACUUUACCCCCUUCUUCCUAGCAGUGUCUGACUGCCGAAAGAUUUUAAAGAAAAUAAAAGUUAAUUUUUUUGUUUUUUAAACGGAAGAAAACCCAGAUGUGAAGAUGGAGGAGGGAUACGAACUUGACCUGACUUAUGUGACGGAGCGGAUCAUCGCUGUAUCCUUCCCCCGGGCAUGCUCAGAGGAGAUCUACCUCCACAUCCUGAAGGAUGUCACACGGAUGCUCAAGUCCAAGCACGCCGAUAACUACCUGAUUAUCAACCUGUCGGAGAAGAGACAUGAUCUCUCUAAAAUGAACCCUAAGACUCUGGACACGGGCUGGCCUGACCUGCAUGCCCCUCCUCUGGAUAAGAUCUGUACCAUCUGUAAGGCCAUGGAAAACUGGCUCAAUGCUGACCCUCUACACGUGGUGGUCAUACACUGCAGGGGUGGGAAAGGCCGAAUUGGAGUGGUCAUCUCAUCAUUUGUACAUUUCACUGACAUAUCUGCCAGUGCUGAUCAGGCCCUGGACCGUUUUGCAAUGAGGAAGUACUACGAUGACAAGGUCUCAGCAUUGAUGACACCCUCUCAGAAAAGGUACGUUUGGAUCCUGAACAGUCUCCUGAGUGGGUCGAUGAAAAUCAAUGCCUCUCCACUGUUCCUGAAUUGUAUCAUUCUACAUGGGAUACCAAACUUUGACAAUGCAGGAGUGUGUCGGCCAUACCUGAAAGUCUACCAGGGAAUGCAAUCUGUCUACUCCUCAGGGGUCUAUCACAUUGGGCCUGGACACAGAGACAGGAUAUGUAUCAGUCUGGAACCUGCUCAGCUGUUAAAGGGAGACAUCAUGGUGAAGUGUUACCAUAAGAGUGAUGUCAUUUUGGAGCGUGAGGUAAUCUUCCGGCUCCAGUUCCACACAGGAGCAGUGCAGGGCUACAACCUGAUGUUUGAGAAAGAAGACAUGGAGACUGCCAAUAAAGAUCCCAGAUUUCUGGAUUACGGGAAAGUGGAGCUGGUUUUCUCAGAGGGCCCAGAGAAGAUCCCAGGUGCAGAGCGCUGGCAGAACGGGUCAGAUGUCAGUGUGGACUACAACAUAGCCGACCCUCUGACACGAUGGGACUCCUACCAGAACAUAAUUGACAGGGAAGUGCCCCGCUCUCAGGGACUGGCCCAGGACAAAGCCACCCCAUCCAAGAGGAGCCCUAACUGGGGAGGAUCCACCACCCUGACCCUGGGCUGUGGAGCCCACCGAGCCACCUCUGCCACCAGCAGCCCCGACCACAGCGACCACGCCCUGUCAGCCAGCAGCGACUCAGGCCUGUCCAGCACCUCUCUGUGGACUGACCGACCCCCAGCCCCCAUCACCACAACCACCAGCACCAGGCCCCAGCAGGGCCCCAGCCGUCAAGAGAAGGCCCAGCUGAAGCGCCUGCUGAGCGGGUUCGGCCUGGAGGAGAUGUCUGAGUGCGAAGGUGGAGGGCCAGGAGGGGUGACCGUACAGAGGCUGUUCCCAGCCCAGGUGCAUGUCAACGGGGACCCGCGACCCCCCAGAGAGAGGGAGACGGACAUCCUGGAUGAUGAGGUCCUCCUGUCGGGUCACGACCUGCUCAGCGUGGACAGCCUGGGGACCCUGUCGUCCUCCUGCCACAAGAGCAGCCAGAACUCCCUGCUGUCGGAUGGCUUCGGUAGCCCUGGGGGAGAGGAGCACCAGCCCCACCACCACCAACCCCAGCACCACCACCCAGCCCCGGCCGCUAUGGAGGAGUACGAGAGGGCCUACGCAGAGGCCCGGAGGGGCUGCUUUGGCCAGAGGAGCGCCUCAGUCUCCACCCCCGCCAGCGCCGUGCCUAUGCCCAAGCAGCAGGUCUACCGGCAGGGCAGCUACUCCACACACACCUGGGUUCGCCAGCAGCAGAUGGUAGCAGCCCAUCAGUACGCCUACCUGCAGGCCGAGGAGGCUGAGGAGAGGGAGAGGUACCCAGUGGACAACAAAUCGCAGGAGGGAUGCCCACCCAAACCUCCAGCCCCUACAGUGUCACAACAAGGACCCGUGCUGAGCAUGGACACUGCUGCCUCGAGAACGGUGGUGGCACCACAGACUCAAAAUGAGCAGCUUCCUGCAGUCGUCAACAACAACAACAACAGCCGAGACGAGGAGUUCAACUCUUUGACUGUAGACAUUGAUAACUCCAUCGACCAGCUCAACCAGUUGAUCAUGGACCUGGACCCCACGUUCGUGCCGGUGCCCACACGGUCCAGCUCGGUCAAGAGGAACGGCGGGGAGCAUGUGAAUGGCUCGGCCACCACCAACGCCACCUCCACCGGCUGCCCCAACGGAGUCAGUCCCAGACUCACAGAUAACAGUACAGCCGCAUUGCAAAACACACAUCUGUCAGCUGCCCCAUUGUCCGUUGGUGAUGUCAGAGUGGACGCCAUGCGGAGUCUGAGUCGGCAGGGCAGUGAUGUCACAGAUCACCCAGGGUUCUGUGGCUCAGGUUGGGGUGUGCAGGAGGAGUACAAGAGCACACAGACCUACUCACCCUGCGUACCUCACUCACAGCAUGGCAUGCUGUACAGGAGCGACAGUGUUGACUACAGAGCUCAGGGUCCAGAGAUGGACAGUGGAGUGGAGGCUGGUAGUGACAUGACUCCUACUCCUGCCUUCCCUAUCUCUCCCCCUACACCUUAUGUGAAAAACAUGGCGGAAUUCACUCACCUGAGGCAAACUCCAUCUCCCAGCAUGCAAUCCUACGGGGUUUACAGGACGGAGCAUGAGCCCAGAGGUUACUUAGAGAUGAUUGGUCAUGUUCCCCAGUCUGCAGAACAGGGCCUGACAGACUCCUCCCCCAGCUGCCAUAGGUCCUUCGGCUCCUCUCGAUCUGACUUCAUUAGUGGGACGCCCCAACGGACAGACAGCCCCUCCAUGGGUCAGCCCUGGCCAGAGGACAGAGCCCUCCUGAGCCACCACGCCUCCAUCAGCAGCUGCCCCACCCCCAGACACCCCCUUCCACGCUCCAUGUCCUUGGACUACGGCCACCACUCCCCUCCCAUGCACUCCCACCCUCACGCUGCCCACAGCUCCCCCAGGGGCAGCCAGCAGAGCCGCAUGGCCCACUAUGGCCUCACCCACAGCCCCGCGCACAGCUUCGACGAGCCGGACGACUUAGGCCUAGGGGGCUAUGGCGCCGCCGACUGCCCAGCCUCUGCUUCUUCUCUCCUGGGGAACGGAGUGAUGGAGAGGGGCCUGUCCAUGAUGGGUUCCAUGGAUGGGCAGGGCACCAUCCGGACCCAGCACCUGCAGCAUCUCCAGCAGCUGCAGCAGCUCCAGGCCCAGGGGGCCUUGCCUCCACUGCUGCCCGAGAAGAGGAGGGAGUUGGACGGGGAGCACUCCUUGGGCACAGCCUCCCCAGCCCCUAGUGGCUUCUCCAGCCCACACAGUGGGAGCUCCCUCAGUAUCCCAUUUCCCAACAUCCUGCCUGACCUCUCAGCCGCUGCACAGAUGCCGGGCAACGCUUCACCUCUGCCAGAUGUCCUGGCCAGCAAGCAUGUGACUGUAAACUUUGUGCAAGACACAUCGAAAUUCUGGUACAAGCCUGAUAUCUCCAGGGACCAAGCUAUCUCAGUCCUGAAGGACAAUGAGCCUGGAUGUUUCAUAGUACGGGACAGCCACUCCUUCAGAGGAGCCUAUGGGCUGGCCAUGAAGGUGGCCACACCCCCUCCCUCAGUCCUGCAGCAGAGCAAGAAAGGAGAUCUGUCCAAUGAGCUGGUCCGUCACUUCCUGAUUGAGUGUACACAGAAAGGAGUGCGGUUGAAGGGCUGUCCCAAUGAGCCCUACUUUGGUAGUUUAACUGCGUUGGUGUGUCAGCACUCCAUAACUCCCUUGGCCCUGCCCUGCAAACUCAUCAUACCUGACAGAGAUCCUCUUGAAGACAUGGUGGAAAAUACUACUACACAAUCUGUCACCAACUCUGCUGCUGAGCUCCUUAAACAAGGAGCAGCGUGUAAUGUGUGGUUCCUGGGCUCAGUGGAGAUGGAGUCUCUGACGGGGUACCAGGCUGUGCAGAAGGCCACCAGUGUAACACUGGGCUCAGACCCCCUGCCCACCUCCACCGUGGUCCACUUGAAAGUCUCCUCACAGGGAAUCACCCUCACCGACAACCAGAGGAAGUUGUUCUUCAGAAGGCAUUAUGCAGUGACCACUGUCAUCUUCUGUGCAUUGGACCCUCAAAAUCGGAAGUGGAAAAAAGAUGGCUGCACUUCAGCAAAGAUCUUUGGCUUUGUGGCGAGGAAGACGGGCAGUGGGCAGGAUAACGUGUGCCACCUGUUCGCCGAGCACGACCCCGAGCAGCCCGCCAGCGCCAUCGUCAACUUUGUCUCCAAGGUGAUGAUUGGCUCCCAGAAGACCAAGUAGCCCUGCCACGCUGCUAGCUAAUUGGCUAGUGGGGCUGUUUCUAAACUGAAAACCGUACAACCCUCAACCUGAAGGUUAUGAGCCAGGACUUGGACAGGAAGGCAGUGGACAGGCAAGCAGUGGAACAGAGUUCCACCCACAGAACUAGAAUGGGUUUCGUGAGAUUCUAUUUCUAUGGUAACACCACGUAAGAAUGGGAUACAAUUGAUAACAAGCAUGAAAAGACUUACAAGUUACAACUCCACAACCUAUCCAAGUCAUCUCCUGCUUACAACACAGAGGGAACUGUGGACCAUCAGCAGGACAGGAGACUCGAUGAGAUCUUUCAUUGAGUCGAAUUAAAACUCAAAACUCCUUUGACUUCAUUUUCUAACAGACUCUUUUCUUAUGAUGAUUAUUAGGGGUGUGUCCGGAGGGAAAAAGAGAAUAUACAACAGCUAUGUUAUAAGAUGUGUAUUUCAUUUUCAUUUAUUGUUGUAGAACUAACACAGAUGUUUGCAUUUCUGGCUCGAAAGGGUUUACAGUUUUAUGUAUCCCAGCUCUUACAAGCUAGUUACAUUUUCCUAUUCUCAACAUGCUCCGUAUGGUGUGAUACUAUACUAUAGGGAAGCAUAGAAGCCUGGCAUGUAAGGGUUUGUCAUGUCUAAUAUUUAACCAAAAAUAAAUAAACUAUAUAAAGCAUUAUUCAAGCUAUUAAAAACGGUAAUGAAAAAUACUGUAAAUCAUAACUUCUCCUUAUGUUAUCAAAAACUUUAUUUUUGUAAAUGCAUCAUAUACUAUUUGAAAAGUAAUAUCUAUUGACUUUAUGUUCUAACAAAAAAAUUGAAAUGUUUUCCCUGAACUGAUGUUUCACCAUCCCAAUCAUUUCUCUUGAAUUUUUAUAUUGCUCAACUCUUGAAAUGUAUGUGAAUUAAAACAACUAUCAAAACAAUAACACAUACAAAUGCAAAGAUCUGGAAGGGGAGUGUUGGAAUGAAUCAGACCACAGAAAAAUAUUAUAUAUGUAAACCCUAAUAUAUUCUAUGAUUUCCUUAUAUAAUUUGUUAAUUACGUGUACUUUGAAUUCAUUUACGACUUUGUUCAGUACUACUUUGUCUGGAAGAAUGUUUUAAAAUGGAUAAAUUACUGUCUCAAAUAAG
Coregonus clupeaformis (lake whitefish) is the source of this 5895-nucleotide messenger RNA. Its product is annotated as tensin-3-like. Gene Ontology annotation, biological process: dephosphorylation. Gene Ontology annotation, molecular function: protein binding; phosphatase activity. NCBI's taxonomy places the organism in Eukaryota, Metazoa, Chordata, Actinopteri, Salmoniformes, Salmonidae. The record is from RefSeq and is a predicted model, not a curated record. The transcript has 26 exons. The coding region runs from base 473 to 4756 and encodes 1427 amino acids.